This is a messenger RNA of Elaeis guineensis (African oil palm), 4396 nucleotides long. The record is from RefSeq and is a predicted model, not a curated record. NCBI's taxonomy places the organism in Eukaryota, Viridiplantae, Streptophyta, Magnoliopsida, Arecales, Arecaceae.
UGCUUCACGUUUGCCCCCUCUUUGCGUGUAACGGCCAGAGAGGAAGGGCGUCCCUCUCGUCCUUCGGCUGCUAAAGGAAGGGCCGUAAGAACCCUUGAAUUCGAAAGAGGAAGCCGAGAACCAAGCUGGAGAGACGCUCAGAGCUCUCACUCCCUCUCGCCUGCUCGCUCCCAGCGGCAAGGUAGAAGAAGAGAAGAAUAAGAGGGAGAAAGGGGAGGGAGAUGGGGAGGAAGGGGCAGAAGAAGGGGAAGGGAGGGGAGCAGCGGUCGAGCAUCGUUACCGAGGCCACGCGCAUUAGAAUAGACAAAGUCCUCCAGGAUUUUCGAGUGUCAGAUGCCGAAGUCUACACCUUCGAACCGGGUUUGUCAAAACAUGAACGAGCUGCAAUUCAUGAAAUGUGCAGAAAAAUGGGUAUGGUGUCAAAAAGUUCUGGGUAUGGAGAACGUAGAUGCCUUUCGGUUUACAAAAACAGAAAGAAACAGGGAGCUGUUAAGAAUGAAGAUGAGACUGUUACUUGCUUGAAAUUUUCAGAAGAAACAAAAAAUGUUUUACAGGACUUAUUUACAUGUUUUCCUCCUGAUGAUGGAGAGCUGAGUGAAAAAGCACUCAGGAAUUCAAGUGAAAAGGGUGGUAAACGACCAUGGAAGCAGGGUACUAGCUUUUGCAAACCAUCGAUAAACAAGUCUGAAAUUGCAAAGAAGGUGGAUCUGCUUGCAUCUAAAAUAAGUGAUUCUGCACAGCUGAGAAAGAUUAUGGAAGACAGAGCUAAACUUCCAAUUGCAUCCUUCAAGGAUGUCAUCACAUCAACAUUGGAAACUGAUCAGGUUAUGCUGAUAUCUGGUGAGACUGGUUGCGGUAAAACUACUCAGGUCCCUCAAUAUAUCUUGGAUCAUAUGUGGGGAAAAGGCGAGGCAUGUAAAAUUGUAUGCACACAACCCAGGCGCAUAUCAGCCAUUUCAGUUGCUGAGAGGAUUGCUUAUGAAAGAGGGGAAACUGUUGGAGAAAAUGUUGGUUAUAAGAUACGUCUGGAGUCUAAAGGUGGGAAAAACUCAUCAAUAAUGUUCUGCACUAAUGGAGUUCUUUUGAGAUUAUUGAUUAGCAGAGGUGCAAAUUCAUCCAAGGCAGAAACAGGAAACAGGUCAUUGGAGGAUAGUAUCAUGGGAAUAACCCACAUUAUUGUGGAUGAAAUUCAUGAAAGGGACAGGUUUUCUGAUUUUAUGCUGGCAAUUCUCAGAGACCUCUUGCCUUCAUACCCUCAUCUACGAAUGGUACUCAUGAGUGCUACUAUUGAUGCUGAACGAUUUUCAAAGUAUUUCAAUGGAUGCCCCAUUAUUCAGGUCCCGGGGUUCACAUAUCCUGUCAAAACUUUCUAUUUGGAGGAUGUGCUUUCUGUCUUAAAAUCUGCAGAUGAUAAUCAUCUGAAUCCUGUGGCCAUAAGUGGUGUGGAGGAAGGUACUCCAUUGACAGAAGACUACAAAAAUGCCCUAGAUGAAUCGAUCAAUCUAGCUUUAGCAAAUGAUGAAUUUGACCCCCUGUUAGAGCUAAUUUCUACCGAGCAAACACCAAAAGUCUACAAUUACCAGCAUUCGUUGACUGGUGCAUCACCAUUGAUGGUGUUUGCCGGGAAAGGUAGAGUAGGAGAUGUAUGCAUGCUCCUGUCAUUUGGUGCUGACUGCUCUUUGUGUGCCAAUGAUGGAAGCACUGCACUGGAUUGGGCUCAGCAAGAAAAUCAUCUCCAUGUCUGUGAAAUUAUUAAAAAACACAUGGAGAAAGCUAUAUCUAAGUCAGCAGAGGAGGAGGAGCUACUGAGCGAAUACCUAGCAAGCAUUAACCCAGAGCACAUUGACACUGUACUAAUAGAGAGGUUAUUGAGAAAAAUUUGUACUGAUUCCAAGGAAGGAGCUAUCCUAGUUUUUCUUCCAGGAUGGGAUGACAUAAAUCAAACCAGAGAGAGAUUGCUUGCAUCUCCAUUUUUUCGAGAUCCAUCAAAGAUUGUGAUACUCUCUCUCCACUCUAUGAUUCCGUCUGCAGAGCAGAAGAAAGUUUUCAAAUGUCCACCUGCUGGAGUUCGUAAAAUAAUCCUCUCAACUAACAUUGCAGAGACUGCUGUUACCAUUGAUGAUGUUGUAUAUGUCAUAGACAGUGGUCGGAUGAAAGAGAAAAGUUAUGACCCUUAUAACAAUGUAUCUACUCUGCAAUCUUCUUGGGUUUCAAAAGCUAGUGCAAGGCAGCGUGAGGGACGUGCUGGUCGUUGUCAGCCAGGAACUUGUUACCAUCUGUACUCGAGAACACGUGCAGCAUCUCUGCCAGAGUACCAAGUUCCCGAAAUAAAGCGGAUGCCAAUUGAGGAACUUUGUUUGCAGGUCAAGUUGCUUGAUCCCGAUUGUAGAAUAGUAGACUUUUUGCAGAGAACUUUGGACCCUCCAGUUCCAGAAACUAUCCAUAAUGCAAUCAUUGUUCUUCAAGACAUUGGUGCCUUAACGGAUGAUGAAAAGCUUACAGAUCUCGGAGAAAAGCUUGGUUCCCUCCCUGUUCAUCCAUCAACUAGCAAGAUGCUAUUAUUUGCUAUCUUAAUGAAUUGCCUAGAACCUGCAUUAACACUAGCAUGUGCAGCAGAUUACAGGGAGCCCUUUAUUCUGCCAAUGGCUCCAGAUGAGAGGAAGAGAGCUGCGGUGGCCAAACUUGAGUUGGCUUCCUUGUACGGUGGGUAUAGUGAUCAGCUUGCUGUAGUUGCAGCAUUUGAUUGUUGGAAGUGUGCAAAAGACAGAGGUCAAGAAUCUCAGUUCUGCUCCAAGUAUUUUGUCUCUUCGAACACCAUGAAUAUGUUGUCUAGCAUGCGGAAGCAGCUUCAGAGCGAACUGGCAAAAAAUGGUUUUAUACCUUCAGAUAUAUCCAGUUGUAGUUUAAAUGCUCGAGAUCCAGGUAUCCUGCGGGCUGUCCUCAUGGCUGGUACUUAUCCAAUGGUGGGAAGAUUGCUCCCCCGUCGUAAGAAUGGUGGUAAAAGAGCUAUUGUGGAGACAGCUAGUGGUGCCAAAGUCCGCUUGCAUCCACAUUCUUCCAACUUCAACUUAUCGUUUAGUAAAUCUGCUGGUAGCCCACUUAUAAUUUAUGAUGAGAUUACCCGUGGAGAUGGAGGGAUGUACAUAAAAAACUGUUCUCUGGUUGGGCCAUACCCAUUGUUAUUACUUGCAAUGGAGAUGGUUGUUGCUCCUGCAAAUGAUGAUGAUGAAAGUGAUGAAGAUGAAGAAUCUUCCAGUGGUGAGGAAGAUGAGAUGGAGACGAACACAUCUUCUGGACAGCAUGGAGAGGAGAUCAUGUCUUCUCCUGAUAACAUUGUAUCAGUCAUUGCUGACAGAUGGCUAAGAUUUGAGUCAGCUGCACUUGAUGUUGCUCAGAUUUACUGCUUACGAGAACGGCUAUCUGCUGCUAUCUUAUUCAAAGUCAAAUAUCCACAGGAAGUUCUACCUCCUGCACUUGGAGCAUCCAUGUACGCCAUUGCUUGUAUUCUUUCAUAUGAUGGAUUGCCGAGUAUGGUGCCUGUUGACGAAUCGAUGGAACCCCAAACAUCAAAGGCAAAUGCUACAGACAUGAAGCAGGAAAGAAGAGCAAUUGGCUAUGUUUCUCCUGGCAAGUUCCUUAGAUUUUUGGCAUCAGAUCAAGCCCAAAAUAAAUCUAAUUUCCACAAGAUGAGGGAACCAAUGCAUGGUAGUGCCAUCUUGACAUACUCUGCACCGCAUACCCUGGUUGACAGGUUCCAACAACAAAGAACUCCCUUAAAUGGGCACGGUUCAGGUGGUUCCGGACCAAGGAUCCGGUCUUUCAAACGGCAGCGUGAAAAUGGGUGCCGUGCCAUAAUCUACAUCUUUGCAAGGUUUGCUAUCAAAUAUGGAGCCUUUGAGCAUGUUGCAAAGGGAUGAACAAAGAACUGAAACAAGAAGGAACAGCAGAAAGAGGAACAUGGCAAUUGUUGAUUUCAGCUGGACCAAUUUCAUUGAAAAAAAAAAGGAGAAAUACUUGAUGCUCCAGCCUUACAGAAAUGUCUGGUCAGUGCUUUACAUAAGCAGGUGGUGUGCGCAUGGAUGCAAGAACAUGGUAUGGGCAUUGUAAGAAACCAGGAAACAUGGAAGCUUGAAGUUGCUCAUGUAGUAGACAUUUGUACGUUGGGCAACUUCCAAGAAAGAAAGGAAGCUGCUCAAGUUCUGCGGCCUCCUUUUGGAAGGAGUGGAUGGAGGAGAGAGAGCGGUAAAGAGAGCAGACAGAUGGAGAAGCAAUACCGGCCGUUGAUCGUGGCGAUGAAGGGUCACCCUGGAACUGGGAAGUCCACCGUCGCACGUGACGUCGCCGCCGCCCUCCGCUGCCCUCUCCUCGACAAGGACGACGUCCGCGACUGCACCCU